GUCGAGGAUGAGCAUCGUGGUGGUGGUGACGAUACAGAGGCCUCGCUUUAUCAAGUGAGACCGAGCAAUGUGGUUGAGGACAAUGCCGUGGAAUAUGAAGUUCGUGUGGUGGAUAAGAAGGUUGAUAAGGAGGAAAAGUCUGAGGAGCGUGGUAAUGGCAAUGCAUUUAAGGGGCGGCCAGGUUCACGAGAUGUCUAUGAGGUUGCCAAAGAAAUUGAGGUUCAGUUCGAGAGGGCAUCGGAGUCCGGUAACGAAAUUGCCAAAAUGCUGGAGGCUGGGAAGCUUCCCUAUCAGCGCAAACACGUUUCUUCGAAGAUGUUGCAUGUUGUUACUCCCUCGCUAUCGAUGGUAGCUUCCCAACCUUCUACUUCGAAGAGUACCGAUCCUUCGGCUUCUGGUGACAAAAACGGUGCUGCUGAAUUAAGUUAUGUUGAAGAGUUCGGGAUGGCGUCUGGAAAUCUGUCUUCUACCUUGAGGAAGUUGUAUCUAUGGGAGAAGAAACUCUACAAUGAAGUUAAGGCAGAAGAAAAGAUGCGGGUAAUUCAUGAAAGGAAAUGUCGGAAGCUGAAGCGCUUAGACGAGAAGGGUGCUGAAGCUCAUAAAGUUGAUUCCACUCAAACUGUAGUGAGGAGCCUUUCGACCAAAAUAAGAAUUGCUAUUCAGGUGGUUGACAAGAUAUCCAUGACGAUAAAUAAGAUUCGGGAUGAAGAACUAUGGCCGCAACUGAAUGAAUUAAUUCAAGGAUUAACCAGGAUGUGGAAAUGUAUGCUCGAUUGCCAUCGUGCCCAGUACCAAGCGAUUAGUGAAUCAAAAAGUUUAGGUCCCAUUGGAUCGGGCAAAAGUAGUAGCGAAGCACAUCUUGUAGCAACCAAGGAGCUUGAGCAUGAGCUUCUGAACUGGACAAUCAGUUUCUCUAGUUGGAUCAGCGCACAAAAGGGGUAUGUUAGAGCCUUGAACAAUUGGCUUCUAAAGUGUCUUCUGUAUGAACCUGAGGAAACACCAGAUGGCAUAGCACCCUUCUCACCGGGAAGAAUAGGCGCACCCCCAGUAUUUGUGAUCUGCAACCAGUGGUCACAAGCUUUGGAUAGACUAUCCGAGAAGGAAGUGGUCGAUUCUAUGCGUGUGUUUAGUAUGAGUGUGCUUCAAAUUUGGGAACAUGAUAGGCUAGAAAUGCGACAUAGAAUGAUGGCAAACAAAGAUUCGGAGAGAAAUGUUAGAAACUUGGAUCGGGACGACCAAAAGAUACAGAAACAGAUUCAGGCAUUGGACAAGAAGAUGGUGAUGGUUUCUAGAGAUGAAAAGCAUCUCUCUGUUUCAGGGAAAGCCGUGUAUCAAAGUGAAAUGAGCAAUAGUAGUCUGCAGUCUAGUCUGCAACGCAUUUUUGAGGCCAUGGAGAGGUUCACCGCAGAUUCCAUGAAAGUGUACGAAGAGCUUUUACAACGAAGUGAGGAAGAACGAUUGAGUCAAGAGCACGAAGGAGUCCUAUAAGGUUCUUUUCUUUAACGAUGGAAUCUUAUUUUCUCAUUUUGAUAGUGAUUCAGGUCAACAGGCAGCAGCUUCCAUCAAUAGCAGUGGUACUAAAGAUUCAACCAAAGAGUUGAUGAUAUGAUGGACUCUUCAGAUGCUGCUCCAUAUUCUUCUACGGAAUCAUACUACCUCGUCCGCUGGCCAUGUUUUCAUAUAAGAUCGAGCAACCGAUGGGCGAUGAUGAAAAUGCUAGCAGAAAGCUACCGAUUGGCCAAUUCGAAGUCAACUUGAACCUGCUUAUUUAUUCCAAAUGUUCAAGAAAUGAAAAUUUUCAGCUCAGUCACUGUGGUAGCCAGAGACAAGGUCCUGAAGAAUGCCCUGAUUGUUUGAAAGAGUUAUGACUUGGAACUUUCGGGACGAUGUUCGGAGGAAGUAGUUGUUAUUCUUCGGCCUCGGGGAGAGGGUGAAUUUCAGUAGCCUCUUGCUGGCUCUGGGUUGUUUCACAGUGAUGGAGCAAAGUCAUGAAAAUGACAAGAUGAAGAUGAUAGAUAUGUCUUUUUCAGUACUUUAUCUUGUUUUUUUUUUUUGGGUUAUUUUCUGUAUUCAAUUAUUGUACAUAAGAAAAGCCAUUUUUGAUACCCAGAUCAUAUGAAAAGCCUUCUUCAAUAGAAAGUUUGUUGAAAUGGACAGAAGUAUGAUUGGUGAGGCUAAGGCAAAUUCUGUGUCACCUCAAUUUUGCAGUGCUUUUUUCUCUUAA
Momordica charantia (bitter melon) is the source of this 2224-nucleotide messenger RNA. RefSeq names its product DNA-directed RNA polymerase subunit beta, putative (DUF630 and DUF632). The record is from RefSeq and is a predicted model, not a curated record. NCBI's taxonomy places the organism in Eukaryota, Viridiplantae, Streptophyta, Magnoliopsida, Cucurbitales, Cucurbitaceae.